GCCAAGUUGCAGAGUGCAGCUCAGCCUCGAUAGCGGCUGCUUCCUAACCGGGGCUUCUCGGAGAGCAUCGCGCUCCCAUGUGCGCUGCUGUGCCCGCUGGAUGUUGAAAUCGCGCCGUGCGCAUCGCCAGGAGCCACCAUGUCCAACCCGACCCACGACCCCUUCUACUCCUCUCCGUUCGGACCUUUCUACAGAAGACACUCGCCCUACAUGGUCCAGCCCGAGUAUCGGAUCUACGAGAUGAACAAGCGGCUGCAGGCGCGCACUGAGGAAAGUGACAGUUUGUGGUGGGAUGCCUUUGCUACCGAGUUUUUCGAGGAAGAUGCUACCCUCACCCUCUCUUUCUGCCUCGAAGAUGGACCAAAGAGAUACACAAUCGGCCGGACGUUGAUACCCCGUUAUUUCAGCACAGUGUUUGAAGGCGGCGUUACCGAGCUCCAUUACAUCCUGAAACACUCCAAGGAGUCCUUCCACAACUCCUGCAUCACCCUGGACUGUGAUCAGUGCACCAUGGUCACCCAGCACGGGAAGCCAAUGUUUACAAAGGUUUGUACAGAGGGUAGGUUAAUACUGGAGUUCGCCUUUGAUGAUCUGAUGAGGAUCAAGACAUGGCACUUUACUAUCAGGCAGUAUCGGGAGCUCAUCCCGCGCAGCAUCCUGGCCAUGCAUGCACAAGACCCUCAGGUGCUGGAACAACUGUCCAAAAACAUCACACGCAUGGGUUUGACCAACUUCACCCUCAACUACCUCAGGUUGUGCGUCAUCUUGGAGCCCAUGCAGGAGCUCAUGUCGAGGCACAAGACCUACAACCUCAGUCCCCGCGACUGUCUCAAGACAUGCUUAUUCCAGAAAUGGCAGAGAAUGGUAGCGCCACCAGCUGGACACCCACAGAACUUCAAAACGGAAAUAUUUCCCACAAAUCACAAAAAAGCUGGUCGCGCCAAAGCUGAGCCUGCCCGACAGACAACGACGAAGAGGAGGAAACGGAAGAACUCAGCCAGCAGCGCCAACAGCAGUGUGGGCACAGCCGCCAGCAAGAAGCGCAGCCCCGCCACCAACUUCAGCCUCUCCAGUCAGGUACCUGUAAGCAUCAGCUCCUCUCGGUUUGCCUCUUCUUUUAUCUACAUACAGCCAUUUUGCAGUAUUUUUUUUUUUCUUUAAGCAUCUCAGAAAGGA
Cyprinodon variegatus (sheepshead minnow) is the source of this 1176-nucleotide messenger RNA. RefSeq names its product LIM domain binding 2 (gene ldb2). NCBI's taxonomy places the organism in Eukaryota, Metazoa, Chordata, Actinopteri, Cyprinodontiformes, Cyprinodontidae. Gene Ontology annotation, molecular function: LIM domain binding. The transcript has 8 exons. Gene Ontology annotation, cellular component: transcription regulator complex; nucleus. Gene Ontology annotation, biological process: positive regulation of transcription by RNA polymerase II; negative regulation of transcription by RNA polymerase II; nervous system development. The coding region runs from base 139 to 1161 and encodes 340 amino acids. The record is from RefSeq and is a predicted model, not a curated record.